Molecule: messenger RNA, 2945 nt
Organism: Xiphias gladius (swordfish)
Lineage: Eukaryota; Metazoa; Chordata; Actinopteri; Istiophoriformes; Xiphiidae
Gene: amt
Product: aminomethyltransferase
Exons: 9
Coding region: 234-1493 (419 amino acids)
Biological process (GO): glycine catabolic process
Cellular component (GO): mitochondrion
Molecular function (GO): aminomethyltransferase activity; protein binding
Source: RefSeq, a predicted model, not a curated record
UGCUCCUUCCUUCAAUCGCUGCCGCUUCAUGUGUUUUUGCCAGGAAAGCAGGAAUUCCCGAGUGUGCGGUUCAAAGAGUUUAGCAACACAGCGGAAGUGUUACCCUGUCAGGAGCACCGAGUGUGUGCGUGUGUGCCUGUGUGUGUGUGUGUGCGCGCCUGUGUGUGUGUGUGUGUGUUUGAGAGAGAGAGAGAGAGAGAGAGAGAGACUUCAGCGGGGACUCAGGUGGCACGAUGUGGGCUCGGUUGCUGGUUGGCACCGGAGUUUCGGGGCUCGGGUUGCGGGCUCCCCGAGCCGGUUUGCGGCGGGUCGCUGGAGCUGGAUGUGCGGGGAGGAGGCAGCAGCAGCAGCAGAGACAGGCUUCAAGUGCAGAGGCUACCUUGAAGAAGACUCCGCUGUUUGACUUCCACAGAGGGCAUGGCGGAAAGAUGGUGGAGUUUGCAGGCUGGAGUAUGCCUGUCCAGUACAAAGACAGUCACAUCGCCUCGCACAUGCACACCAGAGAGCACUGCUCCAUCUUCGACGUCAGCCACAUGCUGCAGACCAAAGUCCAUGGCAAAGACAGGGUGAAGUUCAUGGAGUCUCUGGUGGUUGCGGAUAUUGCAGAACUCAAGGACAACCAGGGUACAUUGUCCCUCUUCACCAAUGAGAAAGGAGGGAUUAUUGAUGACCUCAUUGUGACAAAGACAGACCAGGGCUACCUCUACGUCGUCUCCAACGCUGGCUGUGCCGACAAGGACUCAGCUCAUAUGACGGCCAGACUAGCAGAGUUCAAAGCUGCAGGUUUUGAUGUGGAUCUGGAGUUCCUUGAUGAAGCGCUGAUUGCUCUGCAAGGCCCGACCAUGUCACGAGUGCUGCAGGAGGGGCUGAAGGAGGACCUCAGUAAGCUAACCUUCAUGACCUCCACCCUGGCGACUGUGUUUGGUGUUCCUGGCUGCAGGGUCACUCGCUGUGGAUACACUGGAGAGGACGGGGUGGAGAUCUCUGUCCCUCAGUCCAGAGUGGUGGAGCUGACAGAGAAGCUGCUGGCUAACAGUGAGGUUAAGCUUGCCGGUCUGGGCGCCAGGGACAGUCUGAGGCUGGAAGCGGGGCUUUGUCUCUAUGGCAACGACAUAGAUGAGUUCACCACACCAGUGGAGGCCACCCUGGUCUGGACCAUAGGAAAGCGUCGGCGACAGACAAAGGAUUUCCCUGGCGCAGACAUCAUCGUACCCCAGAUCAAAGCCAAGACAGUCAGGAAGAGAGUCGGUCUGGUGUCCACUGGCCCCCCUGUCAGACAACACACACCCAUUCUCAGCCCUGAUGGGAAGGUUAUAGGUGAGGUGACCAGCGGCUGCCCCUCUCCCUGCCUGAAAAAGAAUGUUGCCAUGGGUUAUGUGGAUGCGGCCUUCGCUAAGAACGGAACAUCCAUCCAGGUAGAGGUCAGGAAGAAAGCAGUGCCGGCCAGCGUCAGCAAGAUGCCAUUCGUCCCCACCAAUUACUACUCUGGAUAGUAGGGAGAAACACACAUACACACAAAGAUAGAGAUACAGCACUCUCAUCCAUACAUAUGCACACUAUGCUCAAAUUGGAGAUUUCCUCCACUCUGCCCCUGACUUACCAAUUCCACCCCCUUCUGUUUACAAAUGCAACCCCAAUGGAAGACUGAAAAGUCUAAAUAGAUGAGUCCUCUGAGAGAAAAAAAUACCCCAAAUUAUAAACUGUUAUACAAUACAGUAUGCGUGCUGGUCUAAUGUGAUCAGUCACAGUCACUUUCAUUGAGAGUUUGUGUCAGAGACACUAAAGCUGAGACACUUACAAGGUAAGUGUAGGUACAGUUACUUGGUGCAGGACGUUUUAAACAGAAGACUGUCACUCUACAUACAGUCAGUCAUUAUUCUACCUGUGUGUGUCUAAAAAGUGCAGUGUACGAUAACAUGGUUUCACCUGUGGAUGGAUGUGUGGUGAACUGUGAGAAAUGUAUAGAAGAGGUGCAUGGAAUAAAUUACAAGCAGUAUUGUUGUGUCUGAGAAUGAAUGUAUGACUACAGUAUGUCCUAGAAGCUCUGUUAAUAUGGUUCAUAGACCCAGGCCUGUUUUUAUUUUUCUAUUGUGUAAGUGGACAGCAGGUUAAACUGAGUCAGCUUACUGCACUUUCAGCAAGAACAAAAAACUGAGGCUGUGUGGAUCCAUAAACAGCAGUAUUUAAUUAACUUUUGUUGUAGAAUAUAGGUUUUACUAAUGAAACAUGAUAUUUUCAUCUGUCACCACUGGACCAAAAAAAAAAAAAAUCCAAAUGGCACCAGCACCAGAUGUCUUCAUAUCUGUUUUUUAAGGUCUUUUAAAUAAUACAGAGCCAAAUCUCCAUUAAUAUUAUUGUUAGUUGUAAAGAACUUGAUUAAGGAGUUCAACGAGGGACAGCUCAUAAUCCUGUCAACACAAAAUUCCUACCUGAAAUGUGCUUAAUAACACAAAUAUGCAAGUCCAGUGUGUGGAAUUGGUAUUUUCUGUUAAUUAUCAGAUUUUCUCAUCAAGACCUUAUUUUGGGGGGAUUUGAAUGAGUUCUGGUUUGCUCUGUUGAUGUGGACCUGAUCUCCUCGUCAGAUUAACCUGACCAGUUUCUAAGACUGUUAAUAACAUGUUGAACCUUAAAGAGAAGUUUACAUUACAUAUGGUUCAAAGAUAGUCUAACUUUAAAAGAUUUUAAUUGUCAUUAUGUGUGUUCUGUUUGGCUACUGAUGAAAUGUAGUUUCUUAAACUAGGACAGUUGUCUUUGGAAUUUUUAUCUUAUUUUAUUAAGAUAAUAACACACUAAAUAAAGAAAUAAUACUACUGCUUCAUAGGUUGACUUGAAGGUCCACUGCGUGGACUUUAAUAUUUAGCCGAGUGUUUAUGUAAACAUUUUAAAUAACAUUUUUUAUCUGAUUAUAAAAUAUCUUUUCUUUAAUAAAGGUGAUUUUUGCUUCA